Messenger RNA from Taeniopygia guttata (zebra finch), 3661 nucleotides. It is a transcript of the gene GLOD5, whose product is annotated as glyoxalase domain containing 5. Lineage: Eukaryota; Metazoa; Chordata; Aves; Passeriformes; Estrildidae. The record is from RefSeq and is a predicted model, not a curated record.
AGCCCCGUUUCCUUUCAGUUUUUGGCUCAGGGGCUCACCUGGGCGGGGAGGGGAGGAGUUGGGGACUGUAGGUGGGACAUAAAGGUGCUGCAAUUUGGGAGCACCCGAGGGGAUGCCCGUGGUGAAUGGAUUUGCAGAAGGGUUGGGCCAGGUGGCUCUGAGGUUGUUGAGCACCAAACACCAGCAAGGAGGGGCAGGAUCCCUCUGGGUCUGGUGAUGGCUCCCCCAUCACUGGUGCUGUCACUGGGCACAGCCAUGCCCAGUGUCAUGGAAUGGGAUAAUGGGAUCUUGCUCCAAACGGGCUCCUCUGGCUGCAGUGAGCAGAUAUCCCAGUGAAACUGCACCUGGCUUUAUGCUGACCCUGCUCCUGUGCCAGCAGGGCUGUGGGAUCUCUCCUCUCCAACCACUUCCCAUGCAGAAUCAUGGAACCAUUUAGGCUGGAAAAGCCCUCUGAGAUCAUUGACUCCAACCACCCCUCCUGACCUGCCAACACCCUAACCCAUGUUCCCAGAAGCCAAGGGCAGCGCCAGAGGAUCUGAGCCCAACCUAAGCCACCAGGAACCUCUGUGACCCCAGCCUGGUGAGUCCCCACACCCUGGUGCUGCAUCACCCGGAGGCCCUGGCCUCACCUCUGCCUGGUGGUGACAUCUGGCAGCUUAAAGACAAAUGACAAGAAACGUCCCCAGAUGUUUCCUGCUGCUAUGCCAGGCCCCAGUUUGUCUCCACUCUCUGGCUUGGCUCCACCUGGAUGAGUGCCCACACCUGGGAGGACCCAGAGGGGGCUGGAGGAAGGAUCACUCACAUGGUCCCUUCCUUGGUGCACACGGGGUUUGUGUGUUGGGAGCUUGGCGUCCUGGUGACACCAGCCCUCAGCGAUGUCACUCAGCUGGUCCCCCACACCUGGCCCAGCCAGAGGCUCUGACAGGCUCGGGUGCCACCAGGUGCAGACCAGAGUCCGAGGUUCGUGCGGGAAGAGGAUUUAUUGCUUCUGUACUUCUGCCACCUGCAGGACAGAGGAAAACCUGGGCGAUCCCCACUCAGCUCCCUGGACUCUUUUCCAUUUCCCUGCAUAGCUGGAUGCUCCUAACUUCCAUAUCCUCUCGUUUUCCAUGCCAGUUCCCAGCCCUGAGAGCAUGGCUUGGAAGGAAGAGGGAACAAGCCCACCCUCGUGUUUCAUCCAGCGCCUGGACCACCUUGUGCUGACUGUGAAGAGCAUUGAGGACACUGUGGCCUUUUAUUCCAAAGUCCUGGGCAUGGAGGUGGUGACUUUCAAGGGGAAUCGCAAAGCUUUGCAUUUUGGCCAGCAGAAGUUCAACCUGCACGAGGCUGGGCAGGAGUUUGAGCCCAAGGCUCGGCGUCCUGUGCCCGGCUCUGUGGAUUUUUGCCUGAUCACAGCAGUGCCCCUGGAGCAGCUGGUGGAGCAUUUGCAGGCCUGUGGGGUGGCCAUUGAAGAAGGUCCCGUGGCCAGAACUGGUGCUAUGGGUCCAAUAACAUCCAUCUACUUCCGAGACCCCGACGAGAACCUGGUUGAGGUUUCCAGGUACUGCACAGAUGUGGCUGCAGGCACUGAAGGGGAGCCCUGACCAGAGCCCAUCCCAGCAGGAGGUGGGCUGCAGAGGCCAGGUUUGGCUGGCCAAUUUAAAGGUCCAAGCUUUAAUUGUGUAAACCUGGGACAAGCCUCAAAUCAUAGCCACAAAGUAGGGCUGCAAGGAUGUUGGGAGUUUUCCCAAAGCAGCCUGCUCUGCUCUGGGUGUGAAUCCUGCUUUUAUACAUCUCCAUCAUGGAGAUUUCAUGGCCUUCUGGGAAGAUCUGUCCUGCUGCUGCUGUACUGCAAUUGCUGGGACAUUUUCCCUAAUUUCUGCUAUUCCUUUUGCUACACUGUUCACCUGUCACUCCUCUCCUCUCCAGAGUCACUAUUCCACAGUUGGACAUUUCUGUCUCCCUUCCUCUCAUCCUCCUGCUUCUUGUCUCAAGCUGCCUGGUGCUGGUGGCUCUCCCACCAAGCCAGAGGUUUAAAUCCAGCUGUGGCUGUCCAAACACACACCUCUCCUGGGGUUUGGGAAUUUGGCCUCAGUGUGACACUCAAACACUCCUGAAACUGAAGAUCCAAGUUUCGUCCUCAGCUCUGUAUCAAUAAUUGUGGGGUUUCUGUCACUCAGGAAUGGAAAAAGCAGGGAUGAGAAGUCUACAUGAAAGGCAGAGUGUCAGAAGUCCAGGAGUUCACCUGGAUUUAUGCAGGGAUUGAGGACGAUCUGAUGCAAAGGAGUCUGACUCUGAUGGCACCUGGUUAUUUGUGGGACUGUCCUGAGUUUUCUUCUUCCCUUAGUUAUUUAAAAAGCCAUUUCAAAGUCAUCUAAAAAGUAUAAAACUAUGAAGGACCUGGGGAUUCUCAAGCAGAGCAGUUCCGAGGCUGGCCACACUGAGGUAGCAUCGGUAUCCUCACGGGAACAGCGCUGGAAAGGAGGGAGGACUCUUCUGACCUCUACAGUGCAAAUCCUCUAUAAAAUUGAAACAACCUAUGAAUCGUGCUCAUUUUUUCUUUGCUGGAAUUUCGUGGGAAAUCCAAAAUUCUUCAUGGUGCGAAAAAAAGACAAGGUUACAAGAUAAUUCAGUGCUUUGGCUGCUCAGCGGGGAUGAGACGGUUUCCAUUGAGUCGCUUGUGGGAACUAAAGACAGGAAUGCCAUGGGAGAAAGCCACGGGCAUCUCCUUGAAUGGGAUGGGAUGCCUGGGAGGGAUCCCCGGCAGCGGAGUCCCCUCGUUCCCGGGGCCCGCGGAGAGCAGGUGGCGCUCUCCAGGGUGCUGAUGUCCCCCGGCCGUGUCCGGCCACGGCGGGACCCCUCUGAGGGUCCUGCUCCCGGGAGAGGGUCAAAGCCCAUGGGAGAAGGUUAAUCCCCAUGGAACAGGGUUGAUUCCCACGGGGGAGGAUCAAAUCCCAUGGGAGAAGGUCAGUACCCAUGGGAGAGUGCCAAAGCCCAUGGGAGAGGGUCAGUACCCAUAGGAGAGGGUUGGUACCCAUGGGAAAAGAUCAAAUACAAUGGGAGAGGGUCAGUACCCAUGGGAGAGGGUCAAUGCCCAUGGGAGAGAGUCAGCACCUAUGGGAGGGGAUCAAUGUCCAAGGGAGAGGGUUUUGUUCCUUCCACUGGAGCCCAUCUUGGUUCUGUCCCACACAUCAAUCCCUUUAAGUGCUGGCUGACCUGGAGGACCUGCCUAGCUCCGUGGCUUUCCUGUUCACUGCAGGGUGAAACAUGGAGUGACACUUUUGGGGAUCUCACACCUGACCCAAACCAUGGGAAACUCAAAACUUGUAAAGGAAAUUUAGCAAGUAUUUGGAAUGUGUGGAUGAUGGAAGAACUUCUCUUGGAGUGAUGGUGCUGGAGCACUAGAGGCUUUGCUGGCUGAUGGUUGUAGUUGUCUCUGGGAGAAAGAAACAGUGGGGCUCAAGGUUUUUCCCUGGAGGAACCACUGGCCACAGGCAGCAUUGCAGUUGUCCCUGUCCCAACCUUUGCUGGGCUCCCCAUCUAUUGGAAAAGCCUCUGUAUUGUGAGUACUCCAAUUAAAAUGGAUGUUUUCCUUAAUGCAGCAUUAAAGCUUUAUGGAGAAAAUUAAUUUAAUUCCAUUCUUUAUUCAGCAAGAUUCAUUGUGAAUAUUGGACAGUGGGAG